This is a messenger RNA of Haliotis rubra (blacklip abalone), 7418 nucleotides long. RefSeq names its product maestro heat-like repeat-containing protein family member 1. Gene Ontology annotation, cellular component: cytoplasm. Lineage: Eukaryota; Metazoa; Mollusca; Gastropoda; Lepetellida; Haliotidae. The record is from RefSeq and is a predicted model, not a curated record.
CUCACUUCCGCUUACCGUCAUGUCACAUGAUUUCAGUUUGUAGGAGGCACAAGACUUUAAGUUACAGCUACAAUUAUUAUAGGAGCGGAGAGACAUUUGCACAGUUUGGUGGGUGUCAAUUAGAUGAUCAUGCCUGGGCCGGAGGGAGACGCUGUCAGGGGGACCGGGGGCCAGGUGGACGAGAUUACAAUGGCACUGAUUGAUGCUGCACAUGACCGGAAUGAGGAGGCUCGAGAGAUCAUCUCCAACUCGCUGUAUGACCUCGGCAAGAAGAAACCGUCUCUGGUUCUGAGCUCAUGUUAUACAUAUCUUAAAAAACACAAUAAGCUGUCAACAGAUCACCGUAUUGUGAUACUCAACGCUCUGGAGCGUAUCCUGAAGGAGGUCCUAGAUAACAUUGAUGUCAACCUGGCUGUUGACCUGAUCCACCAGGCUGCAGAUGAACUCACACAGUCUAAGGAAGUAGAGCCUGAGUGGCAGACGGCAGCCAGUGGCGUUCUGGUUGCUUUGGGAACCAAAUAUUGUGAUGAGGUGAUGGGGGAACUUCUGGACCGAUUCCAGCCUGGUGUCAUUCCACACUUUUUCGUUGUACAGACCAUUGGCAACUUGGCGUCUGCUAAUGUGUAUGCCAUGGUGCCACAUCUGACGGCCGUGCUGGGCACCAUGCUGCCCAUGCUGGGGAUGAUCAAGUUCGACAACAUGAGAUGGGUCUUCACUUCAGCCUUGUCCAGGUUCAGUGAAGCAAUCCUGGAGUACAUCGCCAACCUUGACAAGGCCCCGGACUCCUCCAUCACCAAGGAGAAGUUCUCAGGGGAGAUAUUCUCGGCCUACGACAUCAUCUUCAACAUCUGGCUGCAGUCCAAGGAGGCGAAGCUCCGUCUGGCAAUAGUUGAGGCGGUGGGUCACAUGACACACGUCAUGGACCAGGACAAGCUGGAGGAACAGUUCCCCAAGAUACUGCAGGGCAUGCUGGGAUUGUACCGGCGCCAUCCGGAGCCGUACCACAUCACUCAGGGUCUGUGCAUGGUCCUCGAUGCAGUGUGUAAGGAAGAGAGCCCCAUUCUGGAGCCACACUUUGACAACCUCUUCAAUAUUCUCUUUGCACAGGUACUGCAGGUUCCCGACUACACAAACCCACUGAGUAUCAAGAACCACAACGAGCUUCUCAGAUCGUUUACCAUCAUCGCCCGGUCAUUUUCGGGGCGACUUGUUGGGCUGCUGCUUCAGAAGUUGGAGACGACCAAUGAGAAGACAAGGAUUGGUGUCCUCACCAUCUUCAAACACAUCAUUAACUCUGCAGGCCCCUCCAUGGAAGACAAGAAGGAGGUUGUUGUGUCUGGACUGAAGAACCUCUGCCAGGACACCAACAACAAGGUGAAGAAAGUGUUUGCCCAGGUUGUCAUAGCAAUGGCUCACCAUGGUUACCUGGAGUUGGAAGGGGGACAACUCAUGGUGGAAUUUAUUGUCAGACAGUGUGCUCUUCCUGACGACCCACCGGGUAAGAGGCCUGCAGACCCAGAAUGGGUGUCCAACAAGGCAUUACGCAGCAUGUGCGAGAACAUCCUGCAGCUGGUUACCACGACAAUAGAGAGAAUGGAGAUUGUGCUGUGGCCGUACCUGCUGGAGCUGAUUGUCCCCGAGCAAUACACGGAGGCAGCAGGUGCCCUCUGUCGAAGUCUGGCCUACCUGUCCACCAAGAAGAGGGAGGAGAAUGCUGACGAUUAUGAAAUCGACUAUGAAACUCAAGCAAACAUUCCCAAGCCUCCAUCUCUUGCUGCCAAACUUGUUGUUCUGGCGGGUCGUCCACUGAAUGGCCGAGAACGAGGAGUGCACGUCCUGCAGAUGAUGAAAGGGAUCUCUACAAACAUCCACGAAAACCUGGUGGAGCUGUGGGAUACCGUCAUCCCGAAACUUGUCCAGUACUUGGAAGAUCAUCUGGAGGACGAGGGGAAAUGGUCGCAGAAGAACUGGGAAGACUUGCUCCUGAAGAUGCUGGCCAAGAGCCUCGACGUGAUUGACAGCGAGGAAUGGAUCGCGGAUUUUGGGGAACUGAUGGGUCAACACGUGAUCAUGUACCACAACGCAUCUGAGGAGAAGAACUUCCUGUACAAAUGUCUGGGCAUCAUCAUGAGGAAAUCCACAAAGAAGGACUUCGUCACCAAACAUCUGGACCUGCUCUUCAGCACGGUCAAACACACUGACCAGACGGAGAAAGAGGGCUGUGCUAUAGCUGUUGGCUUCUCUGCUGCCUCGCACUUAGAUGCUGUUCUCACCAAACUGGAGACUGUGGCCAAAAACGACACCGCCAAGAAGUCGACUGGGAUUCUCAGUGUGUUCAAGGGCUCUGACAAGUCGGAGGGAGUGCCGGAGAAGGUCAAGUCGACAAUCAUGCUGUGUUAUGGCUUUGUGGCUCUCUACUCUCCACCCACACUCAUUGUGUCAAGGAUGGAGGCUACCAUCCUCCGUACCAUCGCUCCAUACUUCCAGAACGUCAAGUCAAGCAUCAUCAUCAGCGUGGACCUGCGUCGUAACCUGAUCCACUGCAUCAGCCUACUCGGGCAGUGUUACACUCAGGACUGCAUGCAAUCUGUAGGCAUGUGCGCCUUACGGGGAGACAUGCUCUCCAGCCUACAGAAUUAUAUGAAGGCGGAGCCAGUCGGCCACCUGUCCAAUGAGACGAGAGCACUGGCCAUGAAUGCCUGUGCGACACUCAUUAAGCUUGACCCACGCCUGUCGGAGGCAGAGAUAUUUGACCUGAUCAAGACAGGGUUGGACUGCACACUAGGGCUGUCCCUGACUGGGUUCCCCUUGAAGAAGGGGAAGGAGGAGACAUAUGACGAGAUGCUGGAGAUGGAGGUGUUGAUGGACGCCACGUUCCAGGCGCUGUAUGAUAUGCUCACCUGCAUGCUCACCAAGAACCUCACGCCAGAGGGCCUCGAGACAAUAUUCAAGCACCUGGUGCCAUGGAUCCUGGAUCCCGAGGAACACAAACGGGAGAGGGCUCUGAAGACAUGGCAGAAUGUCCUUACCUUCUACCUGGAGCAGGCAGACAUCACAUCUGCAGAAAGGUUCAGCAAUGAGGGAAUAUUUCUGGCCAGGAUGAUUCCUCGAUGUACCGACCCCAGCAUCAACAUCCGUCUCCACGCCAUUGACUGCGUACAGCUCACUCUCAAGAUUGGACUCCGAUAUGAGGGUAACGAUGCAGAUCACAAGGACCAGAUGGUAGAAGCUCUUGCCACCCUGAAGGAGAGGUUGAAGAAAGGAGACCCCAACAUCCUGUUCAGUGUCAUCAACGACCUGUCAAAGGUUGUGUCCAAGAAGCUCCCAGCUGAUCACCUGCAGCCGUUCAUGGAGGUGCUUCAAGAGGGUCUGCUGGAUGCCCAGUCUCACAGCUCUUCCGGGGCAUGUGUGGUUCUCAAUGGUCUCAUGAAGACCCGUGGAAGCGAGCUGCAUAAAGAGGUGAGCAAGAUCCUCGACAACCUGUACGAAAAGCUUCGAUUCAUCCAGUGUCCGCAGACUAGAACAGGAACACUGCGUACAAUACGAACAAUGGCAUCUCACCACCUCAUCCCAGUCGUCACGACCCUGCUGGGAUACCCACUGCCUUACGAUGAACACAUAGUUGAGGUGUGGCACAUCAUUGCCCAGGAGUCCCAGUUGACAGCCAGCAUGAUCGACCACUUCCUGGACCUGCUACAGAAGAGUCUGCCUUACGAGGAGAAACCAGACCCACGAGACAAGACCCAGCUGAUCAAGACAGCAACAAUUAUCCCCCCUUGCUGUAAGUAUUAUCAAGUUACUUAUGCACUGAAGGAAAUAUUUGAGGUGGAGGAAUCUGAAGAACAAGUGUUGAAGAGCUUUCACAGACUGUUUGCAGCAUUGAUGGUGCGGGUGGGCUCGGCUGUUGGAGUUGGGCCUCCCAAAACUCAGGUUGAAAAAGAGGAGCCCAAACCAAAGGACAAGAAGAAAGCUGCAAAGGUGGAACAUAAACUCAUCAACCCAAGUCAUGCAGUGACUGAGGCCUUCCAGAAGUUCCUCCAGAGAGCCAAGAGCUUUGACAUGUGUGAGAGUCUGGAGAAGGAGAUGGUGUUUAUCAACAUGGAGGAUGAGAUGCUGUACCCAGAGUCCAUCACCACUCUAGCCAGAGUUCUGGUAGCAAGUACGGCAGAAGCAGCCUACACAUCCAAGAUUGUGGCCAAUCUCACGUCAGUUUUGUCCAGUCUUUUCGAUCCACAGAGGGUUGUCGUGGCUGCUUUCUUUGCUGAACUGAUCAACCAGAAGUGUGCUGGUGAUGACACGCUGGUGGAACUGAUCAUGAACAGCUUGCUGGGACGCCUCGUGGACUCGUCACACGUCGUCAGAAUGUUGUGUAUACGUGGACUCAGUAAUGUGGCUAGUGUGGGCAAGGACCAGGUUCAAAAGUACUCAACAACGAUCCUGUCGGCCAUGAUGGCUGGGAUGGAUGAUAAGGAAGAUCCCAAUGAUGACAUCACAAUUGAAGCAAUGAGCGGUCUGUCACGCAUCAUGUCCGAAAUUGACGAGAGCCAUAUCCGAGCCAUUCUCAUCAAUGUUGCACUCAAAAUUAGGCCUUGCUUUGAAAAGGAGAAACCAGCAGUACGUGCUCAGGCGUUCAUACUGUUUGGCAAUCUGUCCCGGUUCGGAGACGGUCCGUCUCGAGCACCCUUCCUUGAACAAAUACACAGUAACUUCAUCAGUCUUCUCUUACAUCUGAAUGAUCCAGAACCGGAUGUGAAGAAGGCUUGCAAGUAUGCCCUACGGAUGCUGGGGCCACUGAUAGGAUCAGAGGCUGUCAAUGACAAAUUUCAGAAACAUCUUCUGGAGGAGGCAAAUCUUUUCUAUGGGGAAUUCAUGAAUGACUUGUCCAAACUUAUUAUUCAAGAUUUUUCGGAAAAGACCAACUUCUAUGUGAUGGGCUGCGUUGCAUUCUUCAAAAGCCACUGGGAUGAAAUCAAAAGCAAUGCUGCAAUGUUUGCAGGGUUCAUGCUGGGUAAUCUACCAAAAGAGAAGCAAGGAAACAUCACAAAGGAACAUGUGUGUUCAGCUCUUGUUUUGCUGCUGAAGGAUAUAUCCCCACAAGUGAGAUGCAAGGCAGCAGAAGCCAUGAGCUUGUUGUAUGAUUAUUGAUGUCCCGAUAUCUUGCUGCACUGACUGAGGUCCCCACAGUUCUUAUAAGCAUGUACAAAACCCAGCGUCAUUGAGCUGUUGUACCACUACCAAGACCAGGUGUCUGUAUGUCAAACAAUCUGAAAGCCGAUGGACUUAUUGACUAAGUUCUCCCUAGUAUCCACUUAUGUCUUUCAUUUUCCACAUUCCCAUUUGUGAACUUCAGCUAUUUGUGAGCACCUUCUUAAACUUGAGGAAUCCUACAUUACAUAGUUAAUUUAGUCUAAAGUAGAUAGGUAGUAAAAUGAAUAAGAUAACUUUGUCCCCGUAACAUUACAUGAAGUCAUGUGUCACUCUUAUUUGAAUUAGAUCUAUUACUCCUUCACAUACGUAUUUUUAUGAACUGUCUGGGUAUUAGCAGAGAAAGUGACCAAUGAAGGUUUUAUCAGAUCUGAGGAAAGUAAGUAACACGUUAUAAUUGGGAUUACACUUUCUCAGUUAACUACAGUUUCUAGUACUUUUGUUGGGUUGAAUCCCAACUAGGAUUCGAAUCCCUCACUCUCAGAGCUAAGAAGUAUGAACUCAAAGUAAGCGAUGUGAUAGUAUUAAGGUUCAACCAUGUAUGCUUCUCUAAAGAAUCCAUCUGUUUUCAUAUCAUAAACAUACUGAAAAGAACCCUAGUCAUUGUGGUUGCGUGGAUAACAGUUGUGUGUAAUUUAUUACAACUGGAAAUGUUUAUGAAGUGAGUAAAUUUAAACGUUUGAGGAAAUGUGUAAGAAAGUCACUGCUUUUAAUACAGUUGCAACUGUACAUUUGUCUCACUAACAAAUGAAAGACAUAGUCCAGGAGUGCUUCGUGUGUAGAAAUUCCUGCUGGUUGGCAUCAUUCAUUAUCACAGUGUCACAGGAAUGGGGGAUAUACCCAUUUAUACACCAGUGACUGCUUGCAAUAUCAUUUGACAUAUGUAUUAUUAUUAUUAUUAAAGAUUGCACAGAUGAUUUUGUUAAUUUACAAGUUUCUUGUACAAGAUAGAAUCAUUUAGGUUGUGUUUUUGUCACAAAUGAUUUUGCAUGAUUGACUCAUUUCCGGUACAAAUUUAAAACACUUAGAUUUUGGAAAUGAAUUAAGAGGGAGAGUAAUUUUCAUUGUACCAUGAUUGUGUGUACCCAAUGGUUGAGCGAGAUUUGAAUUUUGGUCAUGAUCAUACUUUGAGAUGAGGUAUCCAGUAUGUGAGUGGUAGUCUUUAAUAUAACAAAAAGAAGUUAUGAAAGACAUUAGAAUGAACUUUAAUAGUGCUUGACAUGAAUAUUUUACUGCAUACUUUUUCAACCAUCGUAAAACUGUUAUUAUGGGGCUUCCAUGGUGCAAAUGAAGACUUUUGCUCAGAUCCCGUCAAACCCCAAUUCAUUAAAAAAGGUGCUAAUGUAGAGACCUUUAGCUAGUGCUAAGAACCUUUAUGUGUACAAUCAUGCUGAACAAAACAAGACGAAUACUCCUCCAUAGUGUACACAAUGAGACCUGAUACAGAAAAUGUACAUUGUUGACAUAUGUUGUUGUGUAAAUAGACAUUUUUAUGUUUGUUCUGUACAGACAAACUAUAUUUAUUAUUGCACUGUAUUGUCUCAUGAAGUAAACAUGAUAUACCACAGAAGAUACAUGCACUUUUGUAUAUUAAUACAGUGAUAUCAAUACACUGAUGUAUGACCGUAGUCGUUAAAAUUAGGACUGAAAGUCAAAGGGGCCUUGUAACAGCUUGUAGCUUGUAAUUACAACCCUGAUUGAAAUAGGUACAGAAAAUUAGUUACAGAUUUAAAUAUGGAUAUGACACAUUGUAUUUAUUCUCAAAAUAUGUAUACUAGUAUUACACAUACAUGGUUUAAUGUAAUUUGGCAUUUAUCAGUAUAUCUGAAACACUGUAGAUAAUGUUGAAAAGUACAUGUGUCUUAUGCAAUUAUCUGCUCAUUCUGAAAUGAGGCCAGUCGUAUUGGUUGUGUCUGUUACCCCACAGAUGGUAAUGUAUCGAUGUGUGAUGUAUGAAAUUUAUUAAACAAGAUGGUGAAUUGCUGUCUGUGAAUGUAAAUGUUUUCAAUUGAUUACUGGAAUGUCUAUGAGCUAGUUUUCCAUCAAAUCCAAAGUAGGUUCAAAUGUUCUUUCACCACAUUACAGUUUACAAUCUAAAUUGGAAAUUUACUUUACUGAGAUUUUGGACAAGACCUGGCAUUCAUGUUAGUGUAUGGUACAGAUAGUGCUAUGAUUGUUUGUUAAUGCAAUAAAAUUAUUCUUCUUAAUAUGAA